Molecule: messenger RNA, 1188 nt
Organism: Rotaria sp. Silwood2
Lineage: Eukaryota; Metazoa; Rotifera; Eurotatoria; Philodinida; Philodinidae
Source: the annotation of a GenBank genome assembly
AUGGCAGAAAAAGAUGCUUUUUCUAACGAGACGGAAAACAAACAUGAACGCUUCUUGGAUGUUGGUCAAGAACCUCGACGAAUGUUACAACCUAUCGAAGGGUAUCAAAAACUGUCACUCGUUCCCUUGGAAGACGCAGUCGAACCAAUUGUCUUUUGUUGUCCUGACAUUCGUCGACGUGUUUUCAUUGCGAUGUCAAAUUGUGAAAAUCCAACUGAUGGACUAAGUCAAGAUGAAUCUGCUUCAAUUUAUCUUUACACGAUGGAAUGGGAACCUCGUGAAGAAUGUCUCUAUUACGUUUUAAAUGCAACACUUCGAACUGAAAAUCGACAAAAGCUUAAACCUUGGUUUCUCUAUUUCAAACUGGUUCUCACAGCUCUUCAAAAGCUUCCACCUCAAAAAGCGACAAUUUGGCGAGGUGUAACACUCGAUCUAAGUCACGAAUAUGAAGUAGGAAAACGUUAUGUAUGGUGGGCAUUCUCAUCAUGCACUGAAUCGAUUGCUGUACUCGAAUCUGAUUUGUUUCUUGGCAAACAAGGUACUCGAACAUUGUUUAGUAUUGAAUGUAAUGAUGGAAGAAUGAUUCAAUCUCAUUCGUAUAUCAAUGUUGAAGAUGAGGUUCUUUUACUACCAGCUACUCAAUUUCAAGUAAAGAGUAAAUUGAAUCCUGCGCCUAGUCUUCAUAUUAUUCAUUUGAAACAAGUCGAACCACCAUUUCCUCUUAUUGAAUCUCCAUCAAAUACUCAAAAUGUUCAACUAACAACAAAUAAAGAAGUGACACCUUAUCGAAACGAAAAACUCGAAAAAUUGAUUGCUGAAUGCCCAAUGCACAGUGUGAUUGAUCUGAAUCAACAAGAACUGACCGAUUUAGACAUUCCGAUUCUCAUCGAGCGGAGCAUUAUUGAGAAACAAUGUCGUUCUCUUUACAUCCAUAAAAACAAGAUCACAAGCGAAGGAGCUCGGCAUAUUGGCAAGGUACUUGAAUCGAAUACAUCAUUAACAAUUUUAUCUAUGUAUACAAAUCGAGUCGCUAAUCAGGGUGUUCGUUGGAUCGCAAAGGCACUUCACACUAAUACGACACUGACUACACUUUCUCUUGGCAAUAAUGAAAUCACUGAGGAAGGAGCAAAAUAUCUCGCUGCAGCCUUAUACUUAAACGCAACACUACAGUAUGAUCAAAUAGCAUAG